AUGGGCUCCUUCGACUGUUACUGUAUCUUGUGCGCGGGCACGUUAGAUAUCGAGGCUGUCAGAAUUGGUUCGAUGAAGGAAAAGAAUCUACGCAAGAGGGAUCGCAAUGUUGGUAUAGCAACGGGGAGGCUAGCUGACACGAGUGCUGAAGAGAACUCUUGCUCGUCGGGAGCCGAGAGUGAAGAUGAUGACAGCGGAGCGGAAGAUGCGCCUGACGACGAAGUCAUCAAGAAGCGGCUCAAUGAACUGCAAGAACAAGCCGAAGAUGAUACAGGCUCUGACUUUGAGGAUGAGCACGGAACCUCGAAUUCUGAAUAUUCUGAAGAUACAGAGUCUGUCGACACCAACGACUUCGACCUGCUUGCGGGAGUAACUGAGAUUACAGAUGUGGCUAUGCGACCCCGCACUCCCGAGCCCGAGCCUACGGAAGAAAGAGACAGUGAUAGUUGGUCACAAACUUCUGACUUAUCGUUUGAGCUCGAUGAGGUCCUUCUAAAGAGUGUUGACGACUGGGAAGAGGAGGACAGCUUCGACCCUAGAUUGAUCUUGCGAGAAGACUUGCUUUGGAUCAAUCGGAGCCGCGCACUGGCUCUCAAUCGUGAAUCUGACCGUGACAAUCCCAAAGCCUAUGUUUCUGGCAGAGGUCGUUACGGAGGACUCGGCGGGUUUGAUGUCAAGAAAUCUGGACGAGAUCCGAACGAUCCUGGUGAAUUUUCGUUGAACCUCACGGCGUACUCCGAUGGGGAGGAGAACAUGGCUUUUCCUUUCCACGAGGCUUGCUUCAACAUUCUUGCCAACAGCGUGGGACUUAAAAAGGGACACGAAGUCAACAAAGAUGUGAUGUGGGAGGUUAUGAGAGCCCACCUGGUCGAUGAAAGACCGGUCCUGGACGUGAACUAUGGGUAUAGCAUGGCACAUGAACAAUUCUGGGUAAACGUCCCAGGCGAGGAGUACGUGGUAUGUGAUCCCGGUCCUCGACCGUCUCUCAUAGAAAAGAUUCCAGAGUUGUUAUCCGGCUCUAUUCUGGGUAGAGCUACGGAGGUCUUGGACUUAUCGAACAAAGUCCGUAGCGACCCGACCCAAAUUCUCCCAUACGACAUUCUCCUUGAAAUUAUUGGGUACAUGGACACAAAGGACAUGCUAUCAUUCAUGAAAGCUUCUUACCACGUCAACAGCUACACGCGUGAAGCUGCCUUCUGGCAACACAUGAUACACGUUCGUAUCUUGCCAUGGUUCAACGAACUCGGUCAUUUCGUCGAGAAUACCAGCACCGAUGCAACCGACUACAAAAGCCUCUUUCUUUGGUCUGAUGCACUGACCCAUCCCGACAUCGGGAAUCAGGGACCGCUUAUGCACAUAGCGAACCGACGCAGAAUCUGGGAGUGUUGUCAACCACUAGCCUCGCUUUAUAAGAGAUUAGUAGCCUCGGUCGAGCCCGCUGAACCAGAAGAUUCAGAGGAAGCGAAGGCGAUUUUGAAGGCCUCCGUGUGCUUGUCCACACCUAUGACAAUGUACCCGUCACCCAAUGACUCGGAGACCACUUCUGCACAGUUCAUUCACGCAUGGUAUGAGAUUGGUCAUCGGUCCUGCGUCCUCGACACGUAUUGGCGACACGAUCCUUCGCAAAAUAUGUUCUUAGUUGGCAUCUCCAUCACGUUGGGUGGACAAAGGCGACUGUUUGGCAGUGCCGAGGGGAGCUUAGGACGUCCAUUACAUAUCGAGCGAGGGGAAUGGAUCAACCAAAUCAUAUGCGACAUCGACGAGAUUGAUAUAUUCAGCCGCAACAACCGCAAUUACGAUUGGAGCACUUAUGGUAGACCUGAGGAAGUAAAGUCACUCACAACUUGUCUCAUCAGAGGUUUGCAGAUAAAAAUGACUACUGGAAGAGAAAAGUCUGUAAUGAAUCACCGCCUUGCCACCUCUCAAAGGCCGUUUUUGGUGUUGGACAACAUGUAUCUAGUGGGUUUAACAGGUCAGACUGCUUCGAACGGUGCCAUCUCACGCCUCGGUCUUCUCCAAGCUUCCAGAUUGGACUCAGCAUUAACCGCCCGGCUACAAUACGACACUACUCAGCAGCUAUUCUGGAAGAACCUAACGCGCCUUCCUUACCAGCAGAGACGUUAUCCGAUAUGGUCACAUCCUUCUUACCAUCACGCUCUCUUCCCUAUAUCAACUCGCAUUUCACCAUUCGACCCACCCGAGGAGAUGACAUCGCAUGAUAUCUUCCUAUGGAACAAAAUCUGCAUUGAAGUCUUCCAGCCUGGUGGAGCGACCAUCUAUAACUUGCCCAAUCAGACAGUAGAUGGAGAAUCAGCGAAAGAAUCGGUGCCAUCGACUAGUGCAACAACGACCACUUGCCCUAUCACUAGCCCCUUCCCCGGGACAGAAGCUUCAUGCACCAACACGACAUUCUCAUCCUAUCAAUUCCAGUCCAGCCACGAACUUGCUGCCAUUAACUCUGGCCGCACGAAGAUCUACAGCAAUUACAACUCCUUCGUCGGCUGUCAAACUGCCGUCCCAGCCCAACACCCUCGCUGGACACUUGACAUGAAUCCCCUCGAGGAAACAUUUAGAGAGCUAUGGUCAGAGCUCUUAAGCCAGAAUUCACAACAAUAUGACCCAAAGACCGGCGCAUCUAACCCAUCUUAUAACAAAGACAAUAUUGUUUUUCCCUUGAAUAACGAAUCCAUCACCGAAGUCCAUAUCGAGCAUCAGUAUCGUGCUCUUAAGCUCGUUACGCAAUCUGGCCGUGUUGGCUAUUUUGGACUGCCAGGGUGCAAAGAUUGGUGGGUUAGGAAGGCAGUGGAGGGAGAGCGAUUUGUGGGGAUUAGUACUUGUUUUGGUAGUUUAGGUGGGUGGAGUCAGAUGGCGAUGAGGUGGAGUCAUUGGAAGUUGAGUAGUGUCGGGGUUGUCUUUGAGAGGGUGGAUGAGGAUGGAGAGGUCGUCAGUAAGGAGAAGCAGAAGAUACUGGAGAAUAACGGAGAGGGGAAGGUUUUUGAGGAAGGGAAGAUCGAAGUUGUUACGACUGAGGAAGAAGAUGUUGCGUAG
Molecule: messenger RNA, 3048 nt
Organism: Alternaria postmessia
Lineage: Eukaryota; Fungi; Ascomycota; Dothideomycetes; Pleosporales; Pleosporaceae
Exons: 3
Coding region: 1-3048 (1015 amino acids)
Molecular function (GO): protein binding
Source: RefSeq, a predicted model, not a curated record